This is a messenger RNA of Jaculus jaculus (lesser Egyptian jerboa), 5578 nucleotides long. RefSeq names its product Rap guanine nucleotide exchange factor 5 (gene Rapgef5). Gene Ontology annotation, biological process: positive regulation of GTPase activity; Ras protein signal transduction. The coding region runs from base 163 to 2004 and encodes 613 amino acids. Gene Ontology annotation, molecular function: guanyl-nucleotide exchange factor activity. Lineage: Eukaryota; Metazoa; Chordata; Mammalia; Rodentia; Dipodidae. Gene Ontology annotation, cellular component: plasma membrane. The record is from RefSeq and is a predicted model, not a curated record. The transcript is spliced from 18 exons.
CUGUCCCGUGCUCUCCGUGUUUGAAGCCUUUCAGCACAGUGCCUCUAUAUUAAAACGAUACAGCUUUAACCUUGGAAAGGCAAACUAUUUCACAAAGGCCAUGAUUUAAUCUGGGCCAUGGAAAAGAUGAGUUUAUUAUAAGGUGAACUUAGUGGUGGUGUCAUGUCCUGGGACUGUGGAUUUAAGUAUAUCUUCGCUUUUUCUCCAACGCUUAAGGCCGGGGUGAUGUGCAAACUUCAGGAGAGAGAUGAUGUUGGACGUAUUGAGCUGGUCCAGAAACUGUCAAGAGAAAACUGCCACAUCUUACAGACAGACAAAAAAGAGCCGGAGAAAUCUGAACACCAAGAUGAUGAAGUGACGAUGGUUCAGGUUAAGGAGCAAGACCGAAAUGUGCUGGUGCUGAAGAAAGUGCCGAGCUGUGGCCCAGCCCCCACGGCGGCGGGGAGUGCCAGUGCCGAGAGCGAUUGGAGAUACGUGGUCGUGUCCGGGACCCCAGAGAAGAUCUUGGAGCACCUUUUGAAUGACUUGCACCUGGAAGAAGUCCAGGACAAAGAAACAGAGACCCUCCUUGAUGACUUCCUACUCACGUACACUGUCUUCAUGACAACUGAUGACUUAUGCCAGGCGCUGUUGAGACACUAUUCUGCUAAGAAAUAUCAAGGCAGAGAGGACAACUCAGAUGUGCCUUGUCGGAAGCGUAAGGUCUUGCAUCUUGUGUCCCAGUGGAUCGCUCUAUACAAAGACUGGCUGCGUGAAGAUGAACAUUCAAAAAUGUUUCUGAAGACUAUAUACAGGAAUGUGCUAGAUGAUGUCUAUGAAUAUCCAAUACUUGAAAAGGAAUUGAAAGAAUUUCAAAAGAUACUUGGAAUGCAUCGUCGUCACACUGUCGAUGAAUGUUCGCCACAAGGGAAGAAUAAAGCCCUUUUCCACCAAUUCAGUCUUAAGGAGAACUGGCUCCAGCAUCGAGGAACUGUAGCUGAAACAGAGGAAAUUUUUUGCCAUGUGUACAUAACAGAGCACUCUUAUGUCAGUGUGAAGGCAAAAGUUUCCAGUACAGUCCAGGAAAUCUUGAAGGUCGUGGCUGAAAAACUCCAGCGCGCAGAAGACGAUCUGGCUCUGGUGGUCGUCACGUUUUCGGGAGAAAAGCAUGAACUUCAGCCAAAUGGCUUGGCCAAAUCCCUGGAGGCAUCUGGUCGGAUGUAUGUGUACCGGAAAGACCUGACCGACACUUUGAAUCCUUUUGCAGAAAAUGAGGAAUCACAGCAAAGGUCGAUGAGGAUUUUGGGAAUGAACACUUGGGAUCUUGCUCUGGAAUUAAUGAAUUUUGAUUGGAGUCUAUUCAAUUCAAUUCAUGAGCAAGAGCUGAUCUACUUCACAUUCGGCAGACAGGGGAGCGGAGAGCACACUGUGAACCUCAGCUUGCUGCUGCAGAGAUGCAAUGAAGUCCAGCUCUGGGUGGCCACGGAGAUUCUUCUCUGCAGCCAGUUGGGCAAGCGAGUGCAGCUGGUGAAAAAAUUCAUCAAAAUUGCUGCUCACUGCAAAGCCCAGCGGAAUCUGAAUUCUUUCUUUGCCAUCGUGAUGGGUCUCAACACUGCCUCUGUCAGCCGGCUGUCACAAACCUGGGAGAAAAUCCCUGGGAAGUUUAAGAAACUUUUCUCUGAACUUGAGAGUUUAACGGACCCUUCCCUAAACCACAAAGCCUACAGGGAUGCGUUCAAAAAGAUGAAACCUCCGAAAAUCCCUUUCAUGCCCUUACUGCUCAAAGAUGUUACAUUUAUUCAUGAAGGAAAUAAAACAUUCUUGGAUAAUCUUGUCAACUUUGAAAAACUGCACAUGAUUGCAGACACCGUCAGAACCCUGAGACACUGCAGGACCAGCCAGUUUGGAGGUGACAUGUCUCCUAAGGAGCACCAAGAGCUGAAGUCCUAUGUUAAUCACCUGUAUGUCAUCGACAGCCAGCAGGCCCUGUUUGAGCUCUCCCACAGGCUCGAACCACGGGCCUGAGUGGUGCCCAUCUUCCCCCGUGACUGCAGCACUUUGAGCUACGGGAAGGUCUCCGCCCAGUGCAUCGUUUCCUACGAACAAGUUGCUGAGUUUUAUCAGCACACCGUAGGACAUAUGCAGGAAAUCUAGCCAAAGCAAGUUCCGGAAGUGAUGUCAGCCACCAGCGGUGCGAGGGGCCCCUCCUCACUGCUGUCGGGAUGGGAAGACCGAGCAGUCAGAGUCCCCUAGAAAGGGGGAUGUCGGCCUCCUCAUGAUCAUGCUUUUGGUCCAGUCCAGGUUUCAGCAGAUGACGUGUCCAGCCUUAAGGGGAGAGCACAUGUCUUGAUAUACAAUGGCCAGUUUUCUUUCAAUCAGAACCUGCAUACAAUAGGAAGGACUUUUCACUUCACAUGGCCUCACAUAGCUGUCCACAAACAAGGGACUAAGAAGACCCGAGAACCAUGACAGCGGCUCCAGUUGUCCCAGGAGAGGGAGAGGUCUUUGUCAUGACAAAGUUGACAUCGUCACCAAAAGCCACUUGCCUCCAGGAUGAAGAGGACAUGCAGUGGGCCAGCGUACCCUGCCAUGCAGAUAAGAAAUGCCAGCAGGCAUGCUUUGGAAUCUAGUCACUUACCAGUGUAUGCCCCCAGGCAGAGCAAGUUCCUGAACAACUAAUUUGCCACUAUGAACAAUGAAGGCUAAGUUGCUUCGCCAAUCAAGAAAUGAUAAGUCUUUAGGAAACUGACUUAUUGUUUAAUUCCUGGGCUUUUUCUUUGCAUUUGUAAGUGAGCUCUUUUGGUUGGGCACAAUAGGAGUUUUGGGAAAGCACAGCAUCUGGUAAGCGGGUACUCAUUAUCUGCUUACCAAGCCUACAGAAUCACCGGUGUCUGCUUUGUGUGCCCGGUGUCUUGCGUACCUCAGGUGGGCUCCCCGCCCACAGGGUGACAUGAGAUCAGCUGGUAAGGGAGGUCAAGUGAGGCUAUAUUGUGUGACCCACCCUCUGGAGCGUAGGAAAGUGGGCCUUACCAGUCUUUCCGUAAGUGAAAAGUGUCCACAAAUGCCACGUGUCUGACUCAAAGAUUAGUUGAAGGAUUUCCCCAGAUCCUCAGGUGAGCAAAAAGCCUCUGGGUUAAAACAAACCUGUCACUUUGCUAACAUACAGGGCUCUGCUUCACAGAGUCAUGCACAAGGUCCCGCUUUACAUAUCCACAUACAAGGCUCUGCUUCAUGUUUCUCACUAUUCCCGCCUGGUGGUCUUGGGGAGCUUGUCUGGACCUGCCACCUUGUCUCAUGAGCACCCCAUUCCUCCUCAUCACUGAUGCCUGGAGAGCAGUAUUGUUUCUUGAGCCCAGGACUACAGUGAGCUUGAGAUGCUGUUAGAAGGAACCAUGCAGAGAAUGUUUUGUAGGACUGUCAGAGGAAUUAAGUCCAACCAAGUAUUUAAGACUUCAGUCCUGGAAAUUUACAAGAUACUAUAGGAAUCUUCCAACCAAGCCCAGUCCACUCAGAACACUGCUCCCUGGUGCCGGUCAUGGGCUGGGAACAGCUAGAGGUGAGCAGAGCUGAGCAGGGCCCUGCAAACCCUCUCUGUGACAUUUCCUGAGAACGGCAUGGGCAUACAGCACACACACUUCUUUGUGUCUUUAAGCUAGCAACCACGAUUUGGAGAGUGAAAUCAUGUAAGUUCGUUUUGUCAUUGUCUCUGUGCUCUAUAAGAUGAUUUAUUUACAUUAGAUCUCUAUUGUGCAAAGUGGAACCUUACCUUUCGAGGAGUGAUUUUUGGUAGAGAUCUAUUUCUGCAGAGUUCAGGCUGCUUAGGCCCCAACUCACAUAUGUGCACUUGGCCAUACAAAGCCACACAUGCCUAGAUGCUGCAUAAGCAUGUCCUACAUGGCACAUUUAGAGAAUCCUGCUCAGCACCCAUGGCUGCAGGGCCGUGGGGAGUCACCAUUUUUCUCCUCCAAAGCCAAAAGAAGACAGGCUUUUUUAAAUUUGGUUUGGAUUUGCUUUUUCAUCCUGUCGCCUGGACAUUAUAAAUUUCAUAUAUAUAUUUUUUUAAUUUAACACCUAUUUCUACAGACUUCCCAGGUAGCAAAUCUAGAAACUUCAGAUGCUUUGGUUGAAGACUCUAAAUCUGAGGUUAAAGAAUUCCAGGCAGAAUUGUGGGAGCCAGUUUUGUUCCACAGGAAGCUCUUCCUGGCCCGUGGACACACCCAUGAAUAGGAAGGGCCCCUUCCUUCUCCAGAGCCUCAUCAGCAUCCAUUUUAUUCUCACAAGAAGGGCGGACCAAAAGAUGUCUACACUCUCUUCUCUCUCUCCUUUGGAUGUUUUUGAACCCCACAUGCCCUCAGAAGACCCUGGGUAAGGCCCCCUCACCAGCAGGUGGUCUGUGAGCCCCUCUCCACUUGUGCCCUUUGUGUUAACUUUCCAGAGCCGCGCUGGGUCUUCGGAUGGAGUCGUUAGUAUUCUAGCAGACCAGACCCGCUUGCACGUUAGCACAGGUUCACGGAGGCAAAUGCACAGCCUUCCAAUUAAAAUGCAAACACAUUUGCACAUGUUCCAUGGGAAACAUGUUUUGUUCUUUGUCACAAUCUGUAUUGCCAAUGAAUGGUUGUAGUGGCACACAUUAUAACCUACAUUCACUUCUUUCUAGAGUCCUCAGUUAAUUAUGUUUAGAGCAAGUACCUGAUCCUAAGCCAGUAUUUCCUAAGCAGUCAGUGUGGCACUCACGGUGCGUUCAGACACAUGAGAAUCAACACCCAUGCCUCCGAGUGUGCAGAGAUGUGGCAGGGAUACACACUCAUCCGAGUGAAGGAGAAAUAGGUGUGGAAGAGCGACUGCGUGUGUAACUUCUGGUCCCUGGAGCUGGCCCUGCGGGCUGCUGCAUUCAAUGCGUACACUGCAGAUUCCAAGCUUCUCAAAAACGGGGCAAAAGUCGUGACUGUCUGGAAGGCGGGGUCCACUCCAGUUAUCCAACACAGGAUUUCUUCUUGAUGCGUCAAAGACAGUCCUUAAAAUUUCAGCCUGCUCCUUAGUGGGGGGGGAGGGCAAUGUUGCUUCAGACUGGUAGAGGAAAAAAAGUUUUUUUUAAAAAGUUGCCAAAAAGUUAGAUGAAAAUGUACUACUGUAUAAAGCCAGCCUGUAUAUACUAAACCUUUUUUAGCAGAGUAAUAUUUAUUUGCAUAGCUUAUUUAUUGUAUUCGUAUUACACUGUUAUUAAAGAAUGGGAUGAAUUCAGUGACAAGAAGCAAGAAAAUUUGCCUUUGGAUGUGUCAUUGCUUAGGACUGCUGCGACAUUGCCGGCUUGUGAUAACAAUUAGCAGAUAGAAGCCUCACAUCCCGGGUGUCUACCUAACUUCUCAGGGACUACGCUUCGUAGUUUUCCACCAUUUUAAGAGCUGGUAAAUAUGAAACAUUUGUUGAAUUACCAGGAUGGCCAUUAACAGUGUUUCCUUUCUUGUAUUUCCUGCUUUCUGCCUCUGUAUAUAUGACUGUGCUGUGUAUUUAUCGAAGCCAGGAAGCAAUAAUUUAUAUGUAAAAAUGGCCAAGCAAUGUAAGGCUCAAACUUAUAUAAGUAACCAUGACCUUAUCUUGU